Thermothelomyces thermophilus ATCC 42464 is the source of this 378-nucleotide messenger RNA. RefSeq lists its product as uncharacterized. The record is from RefSeq and is a predicted model, not a curated record. The transcript has a single exon. The coding region runs from base 126 to 377 and encodes 83 amino acids. NCBI's taxonomy places the organism in Eukaryota, Fungi, Ascomycota, Sordariomycetes, Sordariales, Chaetomiaceae.
GCCAGUGGCCUGCCAAUCUGUGCCCAACCACAAGCUUCUGGGCGGUGCAACCGGGCUCAGCAUCGACAGUCAUCUGCCUGCCAUUUCCUCGAUUUUUGUAUCUUGGCAUCAGCGGGCGUACUGUAAUGAGGCAGGGCAAGGAGCAGGGCACCGAGCGAGUUUGCGAGUUGAGUCACUCCACAGCGAGUUCGGUGCAACGAGACCACUUACGUCAUUCCCUUUCCAACUCGAACCCCCGUGCCCCAGGAGCCUCCAAAAAUCCCACGUCUCCAUCGCGCCAAAAAAGUCGCUUUCGCCUCGCAUUCGACAGAGGACUGCGCCUUCACUACGCUAGACGCAAGAAAACGUGCGAUCUGUGCAUCCGCGUGUCAAAGUGAG